This is a messenger RNA of Microsporum canis CBS 113480, 496 nucleotides long. Its product is annotated as HMF1. The record is from RefSeq and is a predicted model, not a curated record. The transcript has 4 exons. Lineage: Eukaryota; Fungi; Ascomycota; Eurotiomycetes; Onygenales; Arthrodermataceae. Gene Ontology annotation, molecular function: deaminase activity. The coding region runs from base 119 to 496 and encodes 125 amino acids. Gene Ontology annotation, cellular component: mitochondrion; cytosol.
GAUGUUGGCCCGCCGUAUAACUUCCUGCUGUACUCAACUUCUUCCUCUUCCUCUUCGACGCUCGUAUAUAACACUUUACCUGCCCUUCCGCACACGCGCGCUCACCAGAUCUGCCAUCAUGUCUUCCAUGGCCUCCGUCUUCACCCGGGACGCCUGUCCCCCUGCUGGCCCAUACAGUCAAGCUAUCAAGGCCGCCGGACAGGUCUUUGUCUCUGGACAGAUUCCCGCUGACGCUACGGGGAAGCUCAUCGAGGGAAGCAUUGCUGACAAGACUGACCUCUGCUGCCGCAACAUAACUGCUGUGCUGGCUGCUGCUGGCUCCUCUAUUGACAAGGUCGUCAAGGUCAAUGUCUUCCUCGUCGACAUGGCCGACUUUGCCGAGAUGAACAGUGUGUUUGAGAAGUACUUUGCUCACAAGCCUGCCCGCAGCUGCGUCGCCGUCCAUCAGCUACCCAAGGGUGUCCCAGUCGAACUUGAGUGCAUUGCUCUCCAGUAG